Molecule: messenger RNA, 1751 nt
Organism: Belonocnema kinseyi
Lineage: Eukaryota; Metazoa; Arthropoda; Insecta; Hymenoptera; Cynipidae
Gene: Tpr2
Product: dnaJ homolog subfamily C member 7
Exons: 11
Coding region: 146-1621 (491 amino acids)
Molecular function (GO): protein binding
Source: RefSeq, a predicted model, not a curated record
GACAAGUUCGUGUCCUUUUUCAUGCCAAUUUGCAGCGACCUGCAGCUGCCAAAUUGUAGACGAAAAUAAACGUUUUUUCGGGAAAAAACUCUUGUUUUUCGACUGAUUUCGUGAAUGCUAUUAACAGUUCUUAGUGAUCUCUAAAAUGGAAAACAUGGCAGAUGAAGUGGCGAGCAUUAGUGAAACCCCAACAAUAGACACAACGGAGCCCAGUGCGUCAUCCCCAGAGGCAGAAGUAUUGGCUGAAUUGAAAAAGGAAGAGGCUAAUAAAUUUUACGUAACGAAGGAUUAUAAAAAAGCUUUGGUAGGCUACAGUGAAGCCAUCGAAUUAUGCCCCAACGUAGCAAGAUAUUAUGGCAAUCGGUCAGCAUGUUACAUGAUGUUGGGCCUCUAUCGAGACGCCUUAAAAGAUGCUCAAAAAUGCAUCGAAUUGGACCCGAAAUUCAUCAAGGCGUAUUCUCGAGUAGUAAAAUGUUCCUUAAUCCUCGGCGAUGUUGUGAACGCUGAAACUGCAUUAAAUAAAUUAAAAGAGUUCGACCCCGCUGGAACUUCAGUUCUUGCUGAAAAAAGAGAUCUGGAACACCUGCGAAGAUUUCUCGUUGAAGCUGAAGCUGCCUACGCAGCCAAAGAUUACCGAAAAGUUGUUUAUUGCAUGGACCGUUGUUGUGAUGUGAGCACAAGCUGCCCAAGAUUUAAACUAACAAAGGCUGAAUGUUUAACAUUUUUAGGAAGAUACCAGGAGGCCCAGGACAUUGCAAACGACGUUUUACACAUCGACAAGCAGAAUGCAGAUGCAAUUUACGUUCGUGGCAUGUGCUUGUACUAUCAAGACAAUAUCGAUAGAGCUUUCUCUCAUUUCCAACAGGUUCUUCGACUUGCGCCCGAUCACGGAAAAGCACUUGAAAUAUAUAAGAAAGCAAAAUCUUUGAAGCUAAAGAAAGAGGAGGGAAAUGUGGCAUUCAAAGCGGACCGCUUUGAAGAAGCUUACAAUCUCUACACAGAAGCUUUGCUUCUUGAUCCACACAAUGGAAUGGCAAAUGCAAAAUUGCAUUUUAACAAAGCCACAGUCGCUGCAAAGCUUGGUAGGCUCAACGAGUCAAUAACAGAAUGCACAGAAGCAUUGAGAUUAGACGAAAAUUAUUUAAAAGCUCUACUCAGAAGAGCACAGUGUUAUAUGGAUCUCCAGGAAUUCGAAGAAGCUGUGCGUGAUUACGAGAAGGCGUACAAGAUGAGCAAAACCCGAAACAACAAACGAUUACUCUCGGAGGCUAAACUCGCUUUGAAGAAAUCGCAAAGAAAAGAUUAUUAUAAGAUUCUCGGAAUUGAUAAGAAUGCUUCUACCGACGAUAUCAAGAAAGCCUACAGAAAAAGAGCCAUGGUUCACCACCCAGAUCGACAUGCGAAUGCUUCCGAUGGAGAGAAGAAGGAGCAAGAGAAAAAAUUCAAGGAAGUCGGCGAGGCUUAUGGAAUUUUAUCUGAUCCGAAAAAGCGAUCCCGUUACGACAAUGGCCAUGAUAUCAAUGACGAUGCAGAAGAAAUGGACCAGAAUGCGAUGUUCCACGCCUUCUUCUCUCAAAACUCUGGAGCAUUCCCGGGCGGUUUUGCUUAUCAAUUUGUCUAAGCCUCUCUCGUACCUUUGGCGAGCGAAUCGCAAUGCAAUCACAGUGUGUAUACCAGUCGAUCAGUCUUUUUUUCUUUCGCCUCAAUUGCGGCGGAAUAACACUACAAAUAAAAAAAGGUUGUUCGCGUGC